AUGUCGGACAUCAAGGAGUCUCAUGUCACUACAACCUCAGAGAAUGGCGACCACAAAGGUGCCGUGGCUGAGAUCGCCAUCAUCUCUGGCUCUGAAGCUAUAGCAGAGGCUAAGUUGAAGGAGCCUGUACAACGCUUCUCUAGCUCUGCUAUGCUACUCUACGUCUGUGCAUUUGUUGGCUUCUUUUGCUCGACAUGCAAUGGUUUCGACGGAUCCAUGUUCAACUCCCUUCUCACCAACAACACGUUCAAGGAAUAUUACAAUGUCGAAAGUACGGGUGCCUGGGCUGGUAUCGUCACUUCCAUGUACCAGAUUGGUGGUGUUGUCGCCCUUCCCUUCAUUGGCCCUGCCUGUGAUACCUGGGGCCGCAGGAUCGGUAUGAUGAUUGGAGGAGUCCUUGGCUGCACCGGUGUAAUCAUUCAGUCAACUGCUCCUGCAUCCAACCCUGUUGGUCAAUUCAUGGGUGGUCGCUUCUUGCUUGGCUUCGCGGUUCCCAUCAUGACAACAGCUGGACCUCUCCAUGUCAUCGAAACUGCGCAUCCAGCUCACCGAGGUGUCAUUACCGGUCUCUACAACACGUUCUGGUUCGUUGGAUCGCUCCUCGCAGCCGGUGUCACACGUGGAUCAGCCAAUCUCUCAGGCAACCAAUCCUGGAGGAUUCCCGUCUGGCUUCAAAUGCUUUUCCCGGCCCUGCUCGUUGUACUCCCCCUUCUCCUACCCGAGAGUCCUCGUUGGCUUUACACUCGCGGUAAACAUUCUCAAGCCAAGAAAACUCUCGCCAAAUACCACGGUUGCGGUAACGAGGAUAGUAUCUGGGUCUCUAUGCAGAUUCGCGAGUACGAGGAAUACCUCAACAUGGAUGGAGGUGAUAAACGCUGGUGGGACUACGGCUCUCUCUUCAAGACACGUCCAGCGCGCUACCGUCUCGCAUGCAACUGUAUCGUUGCUAUCUUUGGUCAGUGGGCAGGUAACGGUGCUGUCGACUAUUUCAUCUCCGGUGUUCUCGAAUCUGCGGGCGUCACGGACGAGAUCAAAAAGAUGAACAUUAACCUGGGCAAGAGCUGUAUGCAGCUUGCUUUCGCUGUCGUUGGUGCUCUUUGUGUCGACAAACUGGGUCGUCGUCCUAUGCUAAUCGGCACUUUCUCAACUGUGACCGUUAUUUGGGCCGGAGCUAUCGGCGCUGUUUCUUACCAGAACAAGACCCAGAGCAUUCCUGCCGGCAAUGCCUUUGUCGCAUUGGUCUUCCUCUUCAACGCUGUCUUUGCCUUCGGUAUCACUCCGCUCCAGGCUCUAUACCCCGUUGAGGUGCUCUCAUUCGAGAUGCGUGCUAAGGGCAUGGCCUUUUCCAACUUGGCACUCACAACGGCUAUGUUGAUCAACCAGUUCGCAUACCCUAUUGCUCUGGAGAAGAUUGGCUGGAAGUUGUACAUCGUCUUCGCUUGCUGGUGCCCGGUCCAGGCUUUCGUUGUCUGGCUCUUCAUCCCCGAGACCAAGAAUCGCACCCUUGAAGAGAUUGACGAUAUCUUCAAUGCACCCAACCCGAGGAACGCCUCGCUCAUCAAGAAGAAGCUCGCCACCGACGCACAAGGAAACGUCCUUGAAGUCGAGAAGAUUUAA
Molecule: messenger RNA, 1617 nt
Organism: Alternaria atra
Lineage: Eukaryota; Fungi; Ascomycota; Dothideomycetes; Pleosporales; Pleosporaceae
Exons: 6
Coding region: 1-1617 (538 amino acids)
Biological process (GO): carbohydrate transport; transmembrane transport
Cellular component (GO): membrane
Molecular function (GO): carbohydrate:proton symporter activity
Source: RefSeq, a predicted model, not a curated record